AUGCGUAAAAGAUGGAUCCGUCGGAGGCUAAUUGUCAUCGUUUUCACCUUCUUCAUCAUAGUCAUCGUGGAUUUCCAAUUACGCGCGAGCAGCUUUUCCAAAAUCAACGUGGAUCAGUCCCUGGCACCAGACGCGCCGCGCAGCUUCAUCCCCCGCGGGGACGCACAGAGCUCCUGGUCCAGCAGCAGCAGAGGACAGUCCCAGCAUCCUGACAGGAGCGGAGGAGUGUCUGAAGGUCCAAACGUUACUCUGGAGGACAUCUACAUAGCUGUGAAGACCACCGGGAGGUUCCACAAGACGCGGCUCGCGCUUCUUUUGGAGACGUGGAUCUCUAGGACCAAAACGCAUACAUUUAUCUUCACAGACACUGAGGACAAAGACAUACAAGGUUACAAGUUGGUGGUAACAAGCUGCCACUCAGACCACAGCCAGCAGGCUCUGUCCUGCAAGAUGUCCGCGGAGUAUGAUGGUUUCAUGGCCUCAAACAAGAGAUGGUUUUGUCAUGUAGACGACGAUAACUACGUGAACCCAGAGGCUCUUCUCGCUCUGCUCUCAGCCUUUCCCCAGGAAGGCGACGUCUACGUGGGCAAACCAAGUCUGGACAAACCCAUCACUGCGCACGAGCUGCUCCAGGGAAACGCAACGAGGACAGUGCAGUUCUGGUUCGCUACGGGAGGAGCAGGUUUCUGUUUGAGUCGAAGGCUGGCAGAAAAGAUGUCUCCAUGGGCCAGUGGUUCCCGCUUCGAGCAAACAUCAGCGACAAUCCGCCUCCCUGACGACUGCACAGUGGGCUUCAUAGUCGAGAAAAGGCUGGGCAUCUCCAUGGUUCACAGUCCUUUAUUUCACUCCCAUCUAGAAAAUCUGCAGCUCAUAAGUCAAAGAAGCAUACCGCAGCAGGUAACCCUGAGCUAUGGGAUGUUUGAGAACAAGAUGAACAGCAUUGAGGUAAAAGGAAGCUUCUCUAAAGAAGAAGAUCCCUCCAGGUUUAAGACUGUCCACUGUUUGCUGUUUCCUCUCACCAGCUGGUGUCCUUGA
This is a messenger RNA of Nematolebias whitei (Rio pearlfish), 1035 nucleotides long. It is a transcript of the gene mfng, whose product is annotated as MFNG O-fucosylpeptide 3-beta-N-acetylglucosaminyltransferase. Gene Ontology annotation, cellular component: membrane. The record is from RefSeq and is a predicted model, not a curated record. The transcript has 8 exons. NCBI's taxonomy places the organism in Eukaryota, Metazoa, Chordata, Actinopteri, Cyprinodontiformes, Rivulidae. The coding region runs from base 1 to 1035 and encodes 344 amino acids. Gene Ontology annotation, biological process: regulation of Notch signaling pathway. Gene Ontology annotation, molecular function: O-fucosylpeptide 3-beta-N-acetylglucosaminyltransferase activity.